GGGGCACUCCCGGGGGCGGCGGUUGCCCGGAUGGGCCGUUAGUCGGAGCCUAGUCGCGGAGUGAGCGAGGGAGACGGGAGGAGCCGAACCCGGCGCCAUCCGCCGCCAUCCGCCCCCGCCCCACCGCCAUCCCGCCCCGGGGAGCCGCUAAACCCGGGUCCCAGACCCUCGCGCACCCGGCCAGGCUCCGGCACGUUUCGGGGGAGGUGCCUGCAGGACCCAACGUACUCAAUGAGCUUCCAGCGCAAUGUCCGAUCGCUCGGGGCCGACUGCCAAGGGGAAGGAUGGAAAGAAGUAUUCCUCGCUCAACCUGUUUGAUACGUAUAAGGGCAAGUCCUUAGAGAUCCAGAAACCUGCUGUUGCCCCUCGCCAUGGCCUACAGAGUCUCGGGAAAGUUGCCAUUGCCCGGCGUAUGCCACCCCCAGCCAACCUUCCAAGCCUGAAAGCUGAGAACAAAGGCAAUGACCCCAAUGUCUCACUAGUCCCGAAAGACGGAACAGGAUGGGCAAGCAAACAGGAGCAGUCCGACCCCAAGAGUUCCGAUGCCUCAACUGCUCAGCCGCCGGAGUUGCAGCCGCUGCCGGCUUCACAGACGCCUGCCCCCAGCCAAGUGAAGCGACCCCCAACAGCCCCCGAGAACACUCCUUCGGCUCCAAGCGGGGUAAAGUCCUGGGCGCAGGCCAGCGUCACCCAUGGAGCACACGGAGAUGGUGGAAGGGCAUCAAACCUACUGUCACGAUUCUCUCGAGAGGAAUUUCCGACCCUGCAGGCGGCUGGCGACCAGGACAAGGCUGCCAAGGAAAGGGAGUCUGCCGAGCAGUCGUCUGGGCCAGGACCAAGCCUCCGCCCCCAAAAUUCUACAACCUGGAGGGACGGAGGUGGGCGUGGCCCUGAUGAGCUGGAGGGCCCGGACUCCAAACUUCAUCAUGGUCACGAUCCCCGGGGGGCACUGCAGCCUUCAGGCCCACCCCAGUUCCCUCCUUAUCGCGGGAUGAUGCCGCCCUUCAUGUAUCCCCCAUAUCUCCCGUUCCCUCCGCCCUAUGGACCCCAGGGGCCUUACAGAUACCCCACUCCUGAUGGGCCCAGCCGUUUCCCCCGUGUGGCAGGUCCUCGGGGCUCAGGGCCACCAAUGCGCCUUGUAGAGCCUGUGGGUCGGCCUUCUAUUCUAAAAGAGGAUAAUCUCAAAGAGUUUGACCAGUUGGACCAGGAGAAUGAUGACGGCUGGGCAGGGGCCCAUGAGGAGGUCGACUACACUGAAAAACUCAAGUUCAGCGAUGAGGAAGAUGGGCGAGACUCUGAGGAGGAGGGAGCUGAGGGCCGCAAGGACUCCCAACCCGCUGCUGGUGAGGAACGGCCCCCUGAAGCAGAUGGCAAAAAGGGCACCUCCCCUGGCAGCGAGCCGCCCCCUCCCAAGACGGCCUGGGCAGAGACCUCUCGGCCUCCAGAGACAGAGCUGGGGCCUCCUGCCCCAAAGCCUCCCCCACCCCCACCUCACCGGGGCCCCGCCGGGAACUGGGGCCCGCCUGGGGACUACCCAGACCGCGGGGCUCCGCCCUGCAAGCCGCCUGCACCCGAGGAUGAGGAUGAGGCCUGGCGCCAGCGUCGAAAGCAGUCUUCUUCUGAGAUCUCCCUGGCUGUGGAGCGGGCCCGGCGGCGCCGUGAGGAGGAGGAGCGGCGCAUGCAGGAGGAGCGCCGGGCUGCCUGUGCUGAGAAACUCAAGCGUCUGGAUGAGAAGUUUGGGGCUCCUGACAAGCGGCUCAAGGCAGAGCCUGCCGUCCUGCCUGCUGCUGCUGCUGCUGCUGCUAGCACUGUCCCCCUCACACCACCUGCAGUUCCCAAGGAGCUCCCCACACCGCCAGCACCUGCCCCCACCCCGGUGCCUGAGAAAGAACCUGAGGAGCCGGCACAGGCGCCCCCCACCCAGCCCACUCCCAGCCCAGGCAUGGCCCCGGCUCCCGUUCCCAAGAGCAGUGGUGGCACUACCAGCGGCGCCAGCAGUGGCAGCUGCGAAGCCAGCCCAGUGGAACCCCAGCUGCCUUCAAAAGAAGGGCCUGAGCUGCCAGAAGAGGUUCCUUCACCUUGUACUCCCCCGACUCCAAAAGUGGAGCCCAAGAGUGAUGGGGUAGGACCUACCCGGCAGCCCCCCAGCCAGGGGUUGGGCUACCCCAAAUAUCAGAAGUCGUUGCCACCUCGUUUCCAGCGGCAGCAGCAGGAGCAGCUCCUGAAGCAGCAGCAGCAGCAGUGGCAGCAGCAGCAGCAGCAGCAGGGCUCCGCGCCUCCUGCCCCAGUGCCCCCGUCACCACCUCAGCCAGUGACUCUGGGGGCUGUGCCAGCUCCACAGGCAGCGCCACCCCCUCCCAAGGCCCUGUACCCUGGUGCUCUGGGCCGACCCCCACCCAUGACUCCCAUGAACUUUGAUCCCCGCUGGAUGAUGAUCCCGCCUUACGUGGACCCCCGGCUGCUCCAAGGCCGGCCUCCCCUGGACUUCUACCCUCCUGGUGUGCACCCCUCUGGCCUAGUUCCUAGGGAGCGCUCAGACAGUGGGGGCUCCAGCUCAGAGCCGUUUGAGCGCCACGCACCCCCUCUCUUACGGGAACGAGGAACCCCACCAGUAGAUCCGAAGUUGGCCUGGGUGGGGGACAUGUUUGCCACCCCACCUGCGGACCCGCGCCCGCUCACCUCACCACUGCGCCAGACAGCAGAUGAAGAGGACAAGGGGCUUCGGAGUGAGACCCCUCCAGUGCCUCCCCCCGCACCCUACCUGGCCAGUUAUCCCGGCUUUCCAGAGAACGGUACCCCGGGGCCUCCCCUGUCUCGAUUUCCCCUGGAGGAGCCAGCUCCCCCAGGGGCCCGUCCACUCCCCUGGCCGCCAAGCAGUGAAGAGGCUGCCAAGAUACCGGCUCCGCCAUCCAAGAAGGAGCUCACCAAGGAAGAGACCACACCACCACCAUUGCCCGAAGCGGGCCGCAAGCCCACUCGUGGUAUUGGGUGCCAGGGCCCCCCACCACCACGCAGAGAGAAUCGCACGGAGACACGCUGGGGUCCCCGCCCGGGGAGCAGUCGCCGUGGAAUACCCCCAGAGGAGCCAGGCGCCCCUCCCCGCCGGGCUGGGCCUAUCAAGAAGCCACUACCCCCUGUAAAAGUCGAAGAGGUGCCUUCUAAACCUCUGGAACAGGGGGACGAGACACCCAAGGCCCCAAAGCCAGAUGCACUCAAGAUGGCCAAAGGCAGAAUGGGGCCCAAGGAGCCCCUGCCCAGUGGGAACCUGUCUCCCACACCCCGGCUUCGCAGGGAUUAUUCUUACGAAAGAAUGGGUCCCACCUCUUGCCGUGGCCGGGGCCGAGGAGAGUAUUUUGCCAGAGGGAGAGGUUUUCGGGGGACUUACGGGGGGCGGGGACGGGGAGCCCGAAGCCGUGAAUUCCGCAGUUACCGGGAGUUCCGAGGGGAUGAUGGACGUGGAGGGGGCGCAGGGGGACCGAGCCACCCUUCUGCACCCCGAGGUCGCACUGCCAGUGAGACCCGAAGUGAGGGCUCAGAGUAUGAGGAGAUCCCCAAGCGGCGCCGGCAGCGAGGCUCAGAGACAGGCAGUGAAACACAUGAGAGUGACCUGGCCCCCUCAGACAAGGAGGCGCCCCCACCCAAGGAGGGUACCCUUGGCCCAGGCCCCCUUGGCCCACCCCUCCUGGGCACACUGCCUUCACCAGCUCCAGCCCGCUUUCCUGCUGCCCGGGGUGGCCGUGUCUUCACACCAAGAGGGGUGCCAUCGCGCCGGGGCCGGGGCGGCGGGCGCCCACCUCCCACCUGCCCGGGCUGGAGCCCUCCAGGCAAGUCCCUGGUUCCAAAGAAGCCUCCAGUGGGCCCUCUGCCCCCCAGUAAGGAGCCUUUGAAGGAGAAGCUGGUCUCAGGGCCUCUGUCUCCCAUGGCCCGUGGAAGUGGCAGCUUGGGUGCUGUGGAAGAUGGGGAGCGGCCCCGCCGGCGGCGGCACGGCCGAGCUCAGCAGCAAGACAAGCCGCCUCGGUUCCGGAGGCUGAAGCAGGAGCGGGAGAACGCUGCUCGGGGUGUCGAGGGCAAGCCCUGCCCCCUGGCCCUGCCAGCCUCUGCUCCUGGACCUGAGGAGCCUUUGGUGACCGUCGCGGGGCCCCAACCACCUCGCCGGGCAGCUGCCAAGUCUCCUGAUCUGUCUAACCAGAACUCUGAUCAAGCCAAUGAGGAGUGGGAGACUGCAUCAGAGAGCAGUGACUUCACCAGUGAGCGCAGGGGAGACAAGGAGGCCCCCCCGCCGGCGCUUCUGCCUCCAAAGGCUGUAGGGGGCCCUGGCGGUGGUGCAGGUGCCCCAGGGCCAGGCCUCUCACCCAUGUCUCGUGGAGACCUGAGUCAGCGAGCCAAGGACCUGAGCAAGCGAAGCUUUUCCAGUCAGAGGCCUGGCACAGACCGCCAGAACAGGCGCCCAGGCCCCGGCAGCAAGGCUGGCGGCAGUGGCGGAGGUCCUGGUACAAGGACUGGACCAGGAAGAGGGGACAAGAGGAGUUGGCCCUCACCCAAGAACCGGAGCCGCCCCACAGAGGAGCGACCCCCGGGGCUACCCCUGCCUCCCCCGCCGCCCAGCAGCUCUGCUGUCUUCCGUCUGGACCAAGUUAUCCAUAGCAACCCUGCUGGCAUCCAACAGGCCCUGGCCCAGCUGAGCAGCCGCCAGGGGAGUGUGGCAGCACCAGGGGGUCACCCGAGGCCCAAAUCUGGGCUGCCUCAGGCCCCUCAGAGCUCGGCUCCCCGGCCUCCCACCCAGUUCGACCCUCCAGGGCCCCCAGGGGGCAGCAGCUCAGAGCCCCGCUUUGAAGAGCCCGUACCUGGCCAAGUGGUGAGGGAGGCAGGCGGGGCUGCCCCGGACUCAGCCCCGGUUCGUCCUUUUCCCCACAAGUGGCGGGAGCGGGAGCGGCCUCCUCGGAAACCGGAGCUGCUACAAGAGGAGCCUCUGCCUGCUUCUCACAGCUCUGCCUUCUUGGGCUCCAAGCCCGAGGCCCCAAGCCCUCAGGGAGACUCCAGAGAUGCAAGCACCGAGGCCCUGACACCCCACCUCUGGGACCGGUUACACACUGCCGCCAGCCGGAAAGGUUACCGGCCCGGCUCCGUGGAGCCCUGGAUGGAACCUCUGAGUCCCUUUGAGGAUGUGGCUGGCACAGAGAUGAGUCAGUCUGACAGUGGGGUGGACCUGAGUGGGGAUUCUCAGGUGUCAUCAGGUCCCUGCAGUCAGCGAAGUUCCCCCGAUGGAGGACUCAAGGGGCCCUCGGAAGGCCCCCCUAAGCGGCCCGGAGGUCCCCCACCCCUGAGUGCUGUUCCUGGUGAGGGUCCACCUGGUUCGGAACCCUCGGAACUUCCUAGGAGACGGCCACCCACACCACAAAAUGGGGAUAGAAAGGAGCUGCCCCGGGAGCAGCCUCUGCCCCCUGGCCCCAUAGGCACGGAACGGUCACAGCGGUCAGACAGGGGGCCAGAGCCAGGCCCUCUACGGCCCUCCCACCGGCCCGGUCCUCCAGUCCAGCUGAGCACAAGUGACAAGGACUCAGACCUGUGCCUGGCAGUGGGAGACAGCUUAAAAGCAGAGAAAGAGCUCGUGGCAUCCGCUCCUGAGGCCAUGCCGCUGCCUCGGGACUGGGAGCUGCUCCCUGGGGGACCCACCACAGCUGAGCCGCCGGCCAAGAGCGUGAGUGCUGGGCACUGUGGCCCUGAGCCCAGCUCCUCGGGCCCGCGCCUGCACCCAGAGGUCCUCUACAGCAGCCCUGGGCCUCCCAGCUCCCAGCAGGUCUCAGCGGGAGCCGUCGACUCGCAGUUACACGCCAGCAAUGGGAGCUUCCGCCCUGGUACACCCUCGCUGCACCCCUACAGGCCCCAGCCCCUCUACCUGCCCCCGGGCCCUGCCCCUCCUGCGGCACUGCUCUCCGGGAUUGCCCUCAAGGGCCAGUUUCUGGAUCUCUCCGCCCUGCAAGCAACAGAGCUGGGGAAGUUGCCCGCUGGAGUUCUCUACCCUCCGCCUUCCUUCCUCUACUCCGCGGCUUUCUGCCCCAGCCCUUUGCCGGACCCACCUUUGCUUCAGGUGCGCCAGGACCUGCCAACCCCUUCAGAUUUCUACUCUACAGCUUUGCAGCCUGGUGGACAGAGUGGCUUCUUGCCUUCUGGGGCUCCCACCCAGCAGAUGCUGCUGCCUGUGGUGGACUCCCAGCUACCUGUGGUGAACUUCGGCGCGCUGCCCCCCGCGCCGCCCCCCGCGCUGCCCCCGCUCUCUCUGCUGCCCGUGGGCCCUGCUCUGCAGCCUCCUGGUCUGGCCGUGCGGCCCCCACCGGCUCCUGCAGCUCGGGUGCUGCCUUCACCUGCCAGGCCCUUCCCCCCAAGCUUGGGGCGCACAGAGCUGCACCCGGUGGAACUGAAGCCGUUCCAGGAUUACAGAAAGCUGAGCAGCAACCUUGGGGGAUCUGGGUCGUCGCGAACUCCCCCAGCUGGCAGGUCCUUCUCCAGUCUCAGUUCCCGUCUCAAGGCUCCGCCUUCCAGCUACAGUGGUGUGUUCCGCACCCAGCGCAUCGACCUUUACCAGCAGGCCUCCCCACCAGAUGCCCUGCGCUGGAUGCCGAAGCCUUGGGAGCGGACAGGCCCGCCUGCUCGGGAGGGCCCUUCCCGGAGGGCAGAGGAGCCUGGGUCCCUAGGGAACAAGGAACCUGGAUUGCCCCCACCCCGCUGAGGGCGGCCCCUGCCCCCACCCCCACCCCCGGGGCUUGUAUAUAGACUAUAAAUAUAUAAGGGGGAGAGGGGUGGGUGGG
This is a messenger RNA of Octodon degus (degu), 6806 nucleotides long. It is a transcript of the gene Prrc2a, whose product is annotated as proline rich coiled-coil 2A. The transcript is spliced from 31 exons. Lineage: Eukaryota; Metazoa; Chordata; Mammalia; Rodentia; Octodontidae. The coding region runs from base 248 to 6727 and encodes 2159 amino acids. The record is from RefSeq and is a predicted model, not a curated record. Gene Ontology annotation, biological process: cell differentiation.